AUGAUGCAUACAAUUUAUGUGACGGUUGGACUUCUCUUGAUUGUGAAAGCCAGUUUCGCACAACAAUGCUUAACUAACCAACGACCAUCGGCGUCGGAUACAAAUAUACCAAGUUACAUCGUUGAUCUAGAUACUCCUCCGUUUCUGCGCUGGAAAGAAAUCGCCAUUCAAUACAAAUCGAAAAUCAAAGAUUUGUUAAAUUAUACAAAGAGUUAUAUUAUCAAGGUUUGGCCAAUGUUUACAUUUCUCCUUGAUAUCAUGCAUACACAAUUACCAUUGAUCGCCAAUACACUACCAGAGCCGUAUGGCGAUGAAUUAAAAGGUAUCAGUCAAGCCAGUGGAAUCUCUCUAGGUGAAAUCGUGUUCUACAACGUGUUCUACGAAGUAUCAUCGUUAUGCACUUCGAUUGUUGCUCAAGAUCAACAUGGACGUAUCAUUCAUGGAAGAAAUCUCGAUUUCGGAUAUCUAUUAGGUUGGGACAAGACAAAAAAUACAUGGGCAUUACCACUCAAAUUGCGUCCAUUAGUUAUCUCAGUGAACUAUACCAAGCAUGGUCAAGUUCAUUAUCGAGCAAUUAGUUUCGCCGGUUUUAUCGGCGCAUUAACUGGUAUCAAACCGGGAGUUUUUAGCGUUUCAUUAAAUGCACGUUUUGAUCUCAAUGGUGGCUACAUGGGUAUCAUUGAGUGGCUCUACAAUUUCGAUCGUCAGCAAUCGUUUGUUACCUUCGCUCUCCGUGAUAUGUUAACAAAUGCGAAAAACUACAGUGAAGUUCUUGAUUAUCUAUCCGACGUUUUACUCGUUGCACCAUGUUAUUACAUUCUUGCUGGAACAAAACCUAGUGAAGGAGCUAUUAUCUCACGGUCACGUCGGACAACUUUGAACAUUAAACGACUGGGUGCGGAUAACAACUGGUUUCUUAUUCAAACGAAUUCCGAUAAUUGGCGACAACAAUCUGCAUUGGAUGAUCGAUACAUCUCUGCAAAGAAAUGUAUGCAAACGCAAGGACAAAGUCGUGUUGAUUUCGAAUCAAUCUACAAUGUUCUUGUAUCACGACCAAUGCUGAAUAAAUUAACAAUCUAUACAUCACUAAUGAAGCCAAGUACUGGCCAAUUGGAAUCCUCUUUACAAUAUUGUCGUGAUGAAGAUAUCGCUUGUACACUUUGGUAG
This is a messenger RNA of Adineta ricciae, 1167 nucleotides long. The record is from the annotation of a GenBank genome assembly. Lineage: Eukaryota; Metazoa; Rotifera; Eurotatoria; Adinetida; Adinetidae.